AUGGACAUUACGGGUUACGCCUUGAUAACCGGGGCCGGCAGUGGCAUUGGGCGAGCCUGCGCCCUGGCCUUUGCCCGCGAAGGCGCCGCGGGGGUGGCCUUUACCGACCUAAAUUUUGAGGCUGCCCAGCAGGCCGCCGAGGAAAGUAGGGCUCUCGCCACUCACCCCACCUACCAAGCGGUGGUCAUGCCCCUCGAUGUGACCAGCGAAACACAGGUGGAAGCGGUGGUGACCAAAACCCAGCAGUCCUUCGGGACCAUUGAUUACUUGGUCAACUCAGCGGGUAUUGGCGUCCAAGUGGCCGCGGAGAUUGCGGAAGCAUCCCUGACGGAAUUCAUACGCUUCCUUGACGUCAACGUCACGGGCUCCUUUCUUCUCACCAAGUAUGUCUCGCGCACGAUGAAGGAGCAGGAGGCGCGCCUCGUCAGCGCUCGCAAUGCUCAGCGGGGCUGCACGCGCGGAGUGAUUCUCAACAUGGCAUCCUGUGCCUCCUUCGUCGCGACCCCCGCUUUAACGCAAUACACCACGUCCAAGCAUGCAGUGCUAGGACUGACCCGGAAUGCUGCCCUAGAUAACGCCAAGUACGGGAUUCGCGUGAACUGCCUCUGUCCGUCGUGGGUCGACACCCCGAUGGUUGACCGCGCUGUGAAAGACAAUCCCGACCUCGUGGCGUUGAUUGCCCAGUCUGUGCCUAUGGGACGGAUUGCACAGGUGGACGAGAUCACCGACCUGAUUCUGUUCCUAUGCAGCCCGCGCGCCAGUUAUCGACUGAUCACCGGCCACAGCGAGGAGGACGGCAAAGGCCACUUCCUUGUCACCGAUCGUGGCGACCACCACCGCAUUAUGGGUGAGAAUCAAGCCGUAGCCAACAUCCUGUACUCAACCCAGGAGAAUCCAGUCGAUCUCAACGACAGCAAAGGUAUCCAGUAUGCUCGCGAGAAUGAGCCAGGUCUCCACAUCCCCAACGGCACAGUGGCUCGGAUGAUCGAUUUCGGCCCAGGAGUCGAAUCCCCAAUGCACCGCGCCCUGUCCAUUGACUACGGGAUCGUGCUCGAGGGAGAGUUCGAGCUCACCCUGGACUCCGGCGAGACACGGAUUAUGAAGCGCGGGGAUGUGAGCGUCCAGCGGGCGACCUCCCACAAGUGGAAGAACAUCACGGGUGGGGAGACUGAGCCCGGCCGGAUGCUCUACAUCCUGCUGGAUUGUAAGGAGGUCAGGGUCCAGGGCAAGCCAUUGGAGGGAUUCCUGGGCGAAUUGGAGAAGGAAUACGAAGGACGGAGUGUUUAG
Messenger RNA from Aspergillus fijiensis CBS 313.89, 1287 nucleotides. RefSeq names its product NAD(P)-binding protein. Gene Ontology annotation, molecular function: oxidoreductase activity. The transcript is spliced from 5 exons. The record is from RefSeq and is a predicted model, not a curated record. Bases 1 to 1287 code for a protein of 428 amino acids. NCBI's taxonomy places the organism in Eukaryota, Fungi, Ascomycota, Eurotiomycetes, Eurotiales, Aspergillaceae.